CCGCAGCGCUGCGCCCCCUCCCCGCGCCGCUCCCGCCCGCGGACACGCACCCCCGGCUCUCCCAGCUCCUGGUACUUGCCACACUGCAGAAGGAACAUUGCAGCUACAGAGUGCUUGGGGUGCCUGGCUCUUGGAGAUUUGGGCUUUUGAGCAGAUUUCUGAGUGAAGAUGAAUUUAGCAGAGAUUUGUGAUAAUGCCAAAAAAGGAAGAGAAUAUGCACUCCUUGGGAAUUAUGACUCUUCUAUGGUAUAUUACCAGGGUGUCAUCCAGCAAAUCCAGAGACAUUGCCAGUCGAUCAGAGAUCCAGCAAUUAAGGGCAAAUGGCAACAGGUCCGACAAGAAUUAGUUGAAGAAUAUGAACAAGUUAAGAGCAUUGUCAACACUUUAGAGAGUUUUAAAAUGGACAGACCUCCAGAUAUCUCUGUGUCCUGUCAAGAUGAGCCUUUCAGAGAUCCAGCUGUUUGGCCUCCUCCUGUUCCAGCUGAACACAGGGCUCCACCUCAGAUAAAACGUCCCAACCGAGAUGGCAAAUCUUUGAAGAAAGACUCGCCAGGACUGCAGCCCCGCGGGCCCGCGGGCAGAGCACACGUGGUGUCCAAGGCGGAGAAAUCUUCCGGCAGCCGCGAAAGGGAAUCCAGAGCCAGGGGAAGGGAUGACAAGGGAAAGAAAAUACCCCAGGAAUUUGGUGAUGGGGAAAUUCCAAAAUUUGAUGGAGCGGGUUAUGACAAAGACCUGAUCGAAGCUCUUGAAAGAGACAUUGUGUCAAGGAAUCCAAGCAUUCAUUGGGAUGACAUAGCGGAUUUGGAAGAAGCCAAGAAAUUACUAAGAGAAGCUGUUGUUCUUCCAAUGUGGAUGCCUGAUUUUUUCAAAGGGAUCAGAAGACCUUGGAAGGGUGUGUUGAUGGUUGGUCCUCCUGGCACUGGCAAAACAAUGCUAGCAAAAGCUGUUGCUACAGAAUGUGGGACAACAUUCUUCAACGUGUCUUCAUCUACACUGACGUCUAAAUACAGAGGCGAGUCUGAGAAGCUGGUCCGCCUCUUGUUUGAAAUGGCACGGUUUUAUGCGCCAACAACAAUCUUCAUUGACGAGAUAGAUUCCAUCUGCAGCCGCAGAGGCACGUCUGACGAGCACGAGGCCAGUCGCAGAGUCAAGUCAGAGCUGCUUGUGCAAAUGGAUGGGGUAGGUGGUGCUCUGGAAAACGAUGACCCUUCCAAGAUGGUUAUGGUAUUAUCUGCUACAAAUUUUCCCUGGGACAUUGAUGAAGCUCUCCGACGGAGACUGGAGAAGAGGAUUUAUAUACCAUUGCCCACAGCAAAAGGCAGAGCAGAACUACUCAAGAUUAAUCUUCGGGAAGUAGAACUAGAUCCUGAUAUCAGCCUUGAAGAAAUUGCUGAGAAGAUUGAAGGCUAUUCUGGUGCUGACAUCACUAAUGUUUGCAGGGAUGCGUCUCUAAUGGCAAUGAGAAGACGUAUUAAUGGCUUAACUCCAGAAGAGAUUCGUGCACUUUCUAAAGAAGAGCUUCAGAUGCCGGUUACCAAGGGGGACUUUGAGCUGGCUCUGAAGAAAAUCUCCAAAUCUGUUUCUGCUGCAGACCUGGAGAAGUAUGAAAAAUGGAUGGCAGAGUUUGGAUCUGCUUAAUCUCAGUGACAGCUUUCCUUUGCUGGAGUUUUAUGGCUUUUGUUGUUCUCACUUUCAAAAUGAGUUAGAAAUCUUUUUAAAGGUUUAAUAAAAGGUCUGCCUCUGCCCUCAUCCCACCCCUUUCUGGUGACAGGAUCUUUUAAGCUGUUUGCCUUUAAAGGGAAUGAACACAAUAAUGAGCUGAUAUUGUAAACGAUAUUUUACCUCUGAAGUAGAAAAAUAAGACAAACAGGAAGGGAAAAAUCAUACUUCUGAGGGUAGUCUUUUUAUUUUUCAAAUGAAGAGCAGUGUUACUUAACUUCCUCCUAGUCAUUUUUUAUGGCUGGAGUCAAUAAAUCAGCUGGGGGAUGUGACUCCAGAGGAACAGACAAGGGCUUGCUGUACCCCCUCUGCUCUUAAGUGCUGCUUCUGCCUCCCUUGAAUGUGGCAUCCAAGUUAUUAUUCUUUCUAUCUGUGCUCGGAUAUUCAGAGCAAAGCCUGUGGAUUAAUUGGCAUUACACAGAGGAAAUGAGGAUCAGUUUUCCAUCAAGACAUGGGCCUGACUCUCCUCUCAUGUACUCCCAUUUGGAACUGAUGUCACUUCAGACUGUUAUCAGUGUUACCUGCAAUGACUUCUGAUGGGAAUGAGAAGGAAAGAAAAAGGCAUGGAUUGUUCUUAGUCUGGUUUAUGCUUGUUCUCUGAACUUCGUUUGGACCUGUUUGACCAGUAGGCACUUUGACUUAGGUUAUAACUUGCACUUUUAUGCUUAUGUAUCAUCUUGUGCUUUGUCUGUGCUAUCUAAAUGUAAUUGUUAUUACUAUUAUUAUUAUUAUUUUAGUACUAAGAGUUUAAUAAAGACACUAAUUUCAAGGCUGUAUUUAAAACACAAUGCUGUCUUUAGAACAAAUGGCUGUGAACUUCCACUUCUGAUUAGAUUUGAUCUUUUCCCUAGCAUUACUAGGCAAUUACUAGGGACUUUUACCUUUUUAUGUUGUAGAAGUGUUCAUAGUUAAUUUUUUUUGUGAAGGUUUCUUAAAAAAUGUAUAAAUAUUACUGGUUUAGUAAUAUUUAGAAAAUUAUCUGUAUGAUCUCAUUUAUGUUCUUAACUGUUUCUUCCCUUCCUUCAUACAAGUGCAGUGAUGAGAAGGGUUCUAAAGUCUAACAUGAGAAAUCUUCUCUAGAGUAAUCCUGUCACACUGACUGUAUGAGCUUUUCACAGACUCAGCCUGCU
Messenger RNA from Onychostruthus taczanowskii (white-rumped snowfinch), 2849 nucleotides. It is a transcript of the gene KATNAL1, whose product is annotated as katanin catalytic subunit A1 like 1. Gene Ontology annotation, biological process: microtubule severing. NCBI's taxonomy places the organism in Eukaryota, Metazoa, Chordata, Aves, Passeriformes, Passeridae. Gene Ontology annotation, molecular function: microtubule severing ATPase activity; ATP hydrolysis activity; microtubule binding. Bases 169 to 1638 code for a protein of 489 amino acids. The transcript has 12 exons. The record is from RefSeq and is a predicted model, not a curated record. Gene Ontology annotation, cellular component: microtubule cytoskeleton; microtubule.